UGAACGCACUCUUUAAUAUUAUGUGAUCUGAUCAGUCAGCUGGAAUAUGCAAUUAGGAUUUGUUUGUUUUCACACAAACAUUUUAAAGGAUGUGAAUGACUCGGGCGGGCAGCAGGUGCUGGAUGAGACGAGAAAGCGGCUUGCGUUUGCUGAGCGCCGAGAAUGGCAUCAGAUGGCGUUCCCUUGCUGGUGCAGGCGCUCUACACUUUCAAAGGAAAAAAUAAUGAUGAGCUGUGCUUCAAGAAGGGCGACAUAAUCACGGUGACCCAGCGAGAGGAAGGAGGCUGGUGGGAGGGCACCCUAGGGGAGAAGACGGGCUGGUUCCCGUCCAACUAUGUCAAGGAGUACAAGCCCCAAGAUGCAUCAAGCCCGGGAGGCAGCAAGACAUCGCCCUCGAAGCUGCCCCCUGACCUGGUCGCGCAGCAGAGAGCAUACCGCAACGUGGUGCUCAAGGACCUGAUAGACUCGGAGAAGGCUCACGUCGCAGAGCUCCAGGGCCUUUUGAAGAACUUCCUCCAUCCUCUCGAGAAGUCCGACAUUCUGACGAGGGAGGAGUACAGACAGCUGACGGGCAACAUUGUCAAGAUUGUGGAGGUCCACCAGCAGGUGUUGGCGUCCCUGGAGGAAUGCAGCCAGCGACCGCCCCUGGAGCAGCGCGUAGGCAAGGUGUUCCUGACAGCCGCCCCACGCAUCAAGCAGGCCCACCAGGCCUACUGCGCAUCCCACCCCCGCGCAGUCUGCAUCCUCGAGAAGUUCAAGGAUGAGCUGAACACGUUCAUGGAGUCGCAAGGUGCAGCAAGCCCGGGGCUUCUCGUGCUGACGACCGGGCUCAGCAAGCCGUUCAGGCGGCUGGAGAAGUACGCCGGCAUGAUGCAGGAGCUGGAAAGGCACGUGGAAGAGAACCACCCCGACCGAGGGGACACCCAGAGAUCCGUCAGUGUCUACAAAGACAUAGCGUCGGUGUGCUCGGCAACCCGCCGCCAGAAGGAGCUGGAGCUGGAGGUGCUGAUGGGGGGAGUGAGGGGCUGGGAGGGGGAGGACCUCUCCACACUGGGCGAGAUCGUGCACAUGGGCUCGGUGGCAGUGGGGGCCGACCACCGCGACCGCUAUCUCGUGCUCUUCCCGGCCACGCUGCUCAUGCUGAGCGUCAGCCACCGCAUGUCCGCCUUCAUCUACGAGGGUAAACUACCCCUGACUGGCAUAAGUGUUGCAAAGCUGGAUGAUACAGACACUUAUAAAAAUGCUUUUGAAAUUUCUGGUUCUAUGAUAGAGCGUAUUGUAGCGGUGUGUCAGACGAAGGAGGACCAGCAAAUGUGGGUGGAUCUCCUGAGACAGCAGAUACGCAGCCUCGUCAAGUCUCCGACCACAUCCCCCACUGUAGGGAAGCCACAGCCUCUGCCCCCGCCUCAUAUGUCUCUGGUGAGCACGCCCGUGUCCCCUCGUGUGAGUGUGGCGACCAGACCCACCCCUCGCCCAGCUAACAAGGGCUGGAGCAUGUCGUGCCUCCGCCCCUCCCCCCCCAUUCGCCCCUGCCUGGCUCUUGGUCGCGACGACUUUCGCAAGUCGUCCCGCAGCUACACCAGGAGACACAGUGAGAGGACAUUUGAAGAGGAUGCUCAGAUCCUGCGUGUCAUUGAAGCAUACUGUGCCAGUGCCAAGUCACGCCACACGGUCAACUCCGUCGACUUGGGUCGCCUGUCCCGCGAUAACUCACCUCCCCGUAGCCCUGCUGCGGUACGACACGGCCCCCACCACAAAGCCAGGGCAUCUACGUGGUGCUGCGGACACUUUGUCAUACGCACGCUCAGGAAAACUCACUUUGAUUAAAUGUUUUCCACCAGUAUCACCAAGGCAGGCAGCAUAUUUAAAAAACGUACCGUGGAUGAGUUGGACUUAUUGAUUUUGGUGUUUAUUUUGAAUGUCCAUUAUUCAGACAUACUGGAAAUACUUUAUGCCAAAGAGAAUUAAUGUGUGCCAUGAAAAAACAUUCUGGCAUUCGAAUCAUUUCCCAGUGUCCCUGUUACAAUGUUUUCCUCGUUUCCUUGUUUCCUUUUUUUCCUUUGAUGCCCCACACUCUUUCAUCUUCAGAAUUUCAUUUAGUUUCCUCUCUUUCCCCCAUUUGUUCUGAAACAUGUGAUAAUAUUGAGCUUUUCCUCUUUUCAUUCCCUAUGAGUAGAAUUUUGUGUCUGCAAAACUGCAUGACAAAAUUUUUUUAUACUUGGACUUCUUUUUUUUUUGUAAGCUCUUAGGUGCUAUUUUCAAUCUCAUCCUUUUAAAACAGACAGUCUUUUGCUUCUGUAGUAACCUGCAUAGUAUAGUGCAUUAUUUAAACAAAAAUGCAUUCUAAUUCUGCUUAUUAUUCAGACUGACAGUUACUGUAGUGUUAGCAGCAAAUUUUGUGUUUUUCAUUUCGUGAUUCUAAGCCACUACAUCAAUGAAGUCACAACGAGAAAUUAUAAUCUUAAUUUUAGGACAAGCUAUAAAUAGUUAAAUACCUUAUAGAGGUACUUGUAGAUGGGUUAUUUUUUGUCUCUACUAUUAAUGAAAAGUGCAGUUGGAGGUCCGGGAAGAGAUGUGCUGUGAAGGACUUUAGGUGAAGAAAAUAUUUUCAUUGAAAACCAGAGUUUCCUACGAUCCAUAAGAAGUCCCAUGGCUAGCAGUGAUCAUGUUGCACCACCCAGUUUAUAGGGCACGAACACAGAUGUACAACACGGGACUGAUGUUUUUACUUUGUUUAGUUGUUUGAUGCUUCGUAAUGUACAGACAUGUUUUGUACUUCUUUGCACCGGUAUGUCUGGAUAAAGUUCUAUGUUUUACAGACCUGCUGUAGAGGUAAGGUUGUAAACCAUCAACCAAAAAAUUACGCAAGACUACAGAUAGGCAAAACAACAUGAACUACUUAUUGUGUUUGCAGGAAAUGUAGUCCUUUGGUGUCUCACAAAGUGUGUGACACUGCUGAGAAAGUACCAAUAGAAGCGAUGUGAAGUGUACUGGACAGAACCUGAUUUAUUCCACAUACUGCUCCCCUUACCACUUAGGUUAUAAAUGUACACAAAUUAAAUACUGUUAACGUAUGACAUGAUGUUACCUGCAGAGACAAACUUUACGCAGGGUGUCACCAGAGAUAUAUGUCGGAACAUCUUCCUUUAUUUUAAUGUUCAACCCAUAAAACGCUCUGGUAAUGUCUUUACCUCUUUGAUUAUAAUAAUAAUAAUUAUUAUUAUUAUUCACUUUUUUUUUGUUGGCCUUUGUCAAUAGUUUACUGACCCAUCGAAAGCGACUUGCUAGGAUCAGUUUAAUUGAAUGCAGUUUUGAAGAAACUUAAAUCAUAGUUUUUCACGUACCAUUUUUCAAAAAAACAUCUCCAGGAAUCUAUGCUAUUUUGUUGUACAUUAGUUUGUCAGUGAUAAUGCUUAAUGUUCUUAUCAGUACAACCCAAAUAGUCUUGUCAAACUUGCUCUUUGCUUGCCCAAGCAUUGCUGUGACACUAGAUGACGUCACUGCUCCUGACUUCAUAGCAAGAAAACAGAUCGUUGUAAAACGUAGAAAGCUUUGGUUUUCACUGUUAUGUUUUCCUCCGUGAUAUCUCUUGCUUGACAUUUGCUUGUUUUUAAGUUCACAGGGCCUUUAAUGUUAACGAAUUUCAUGUCCUAUUGCCAGUAAUACAAAACAUUGGUGCAUUCAACUGUAGGGUUAUAUUAUUUCGACAGUUAAAAAUUAAAUCUUUAUGAAGAGAGUUUGAUGCUGGCGGCAAGGCUUUACUACUGCGGUCUUUGAAGGCAGCUGUAACUGUCUUUCCAGAUGGCCGCGCCUCAGACGUUUUGUUCGAAAGAAAGGGCUGCACGGUAAAGCAAAGAGUAAAGUAAACAAAGAUAACUGAAGUGUUCCUGCCGGUUUUUUUAUCUUGCGUUUGCAACUCCGCCUGAAGAGUGAAAAUAAAAUUCCUCGGGAUGAAAUCAAAACUUUCAUUACUUAAAUUAAAGAUAGUAAAUUGAAAGACGAAGUGGCACGUAACGAAAACUUAUUUCACUAGAUAUAACUUUGCUCUUCAAUUUUUUUUCUAGAACUAACAAGUACUACGAGCGUGAUCUUCAGCAGUGUUAAUGCAGGGCCGAAUGUGACACUUGUUCGGAACUUUAAAAUAAACAACAGUGAAUUCUCAUCACUCAUGUGAACACUUCUAAAAAUAUACAGUUGAAAGAAAUUUUCGCACAUUGAGGAUAUUCGAUUGAGUUAGUGUAGUGAUAAGGCUAAGAGCCCGGCUUAUGGUUUGCAUCUCCAGAUAUGAGCACGGGAAUAUAAAUUACGACCACUGUCAUACACGGUAGAAACUUCCUUUGUUCCAGUAUUGCGUGCCAUUUAUCAUCCAAUCUCCAUUUCUAAUAAUUUAUCCUAAAGCUCUGUACACACAAGCCGUCUUAAAUUCUUUUACAAGAAUAUACUGCACAACUUCUUGAACACUUUGAUGUGUGGCGAUAUUUUGUAGCGUGAAUGGCAGCCAAGUAAGCUAAUAACCAGUAUACAGACCUAUUUAUUAGUUAGUAUGACAUAGAAAAAGUUCUUUAUUCACAACUGUUCUUGUACUAGAAUAACAUAAACAUAUCAGAAAUUAUUCAUUUCAUCAUUAGAAGGUAAAUUUUAGUUUGUUUUUGAUCCACAUUUAUAUUUAUUCUGGUAUAUUUUCAGUUAUUGUAUAAUCUUUUAAUCUAACAAAUACUUAGGUAUCGGUAACUUAUGUUAUAGAAGUUCCUGAAAAUUCUAAGAAUUGAAGGAAAAAGUUUUGAAAUGUUAUUAAAAUUAUAAAUGAAAUAAAAUAAAGUUAAAUAAGUACAAGUGAAUCUCCUGCGUAUUAUAUAAACCUUAACAAUGUUUAUUGUCCACUAUUUAUCUUGCAUUCUAGCUGGAAUUGGAAUCAGUGUUCACAUUUCACAUUCACUUUUGUGUGAUACAGAAAGAGGCAUGUGCACACUAGGUUUUAGAGUGUAGUGGUGUCACGUCAGUGAUUUAAACUGCUUUGCUGCCCUGCUCUGUCCGCCCGUCUAACCGUGCAAUGUGUCUACUGACGAUCCCUGGCUUUCAGUGUGCGCUGUGUUGUUACCACAACUUACUGCAUGAUUUCACUUUUAUUUUUUGUUUCUUACUAUGCUGACUUCUGCAGACUGCUAAUCACCCAUACACAUUUUUGUAUGUUACACAGGUUGGUUCAGUGCUGAAUUGUAGUGUCAGAGAACACAUCUGAAUAUAAAAUGUAAAAAAAAUUAGACAAUUUUAUAUGAUUGCUUUAUGUUUAUAUUACAAAUUUUAAUAAACCUUUGUUUUAAUGAGCACAUGCUCUUUGUUGUGACAUUUCUGUGUGUUUAAUUGACUCGUCAUAAAAGGGUGUGUUUAAUUGACUCAUCAUUAAAUGGAAUAUCUAUUUGUUUAUUUUUAAAUGUAUAUGUGAUUACCUGAUGAUAUUAUGUUUAACAGUAAAGAAAAAUGUUUAUAUAUUACUGUAGUUAAAGUGCUCACCUUGUGUAUAAAGUAGUAGUGAAGUUA
Messenger RNA from Bacillus rossius redtenbacheri, 5538 nucleotides. It is a transcript of the gene RtGEF, whose product is annotated as rho guanine nucleotide exchange factor 7. Gene Ontology annotation, molecular function: protein binding; guanyl-nucleotide exchange factor activity. Lineage: Eukaryota; Metazoa; Arthropoda; Insecta; Phasmatodea; Bacillidae. The transcript has 12 exons. Bases 163 to 1827 code for a protein of 554 amino acids. The record is from RefSeq and is a predicted model, not a curated record. Gene Ontology annotation, cellular component: cytoplasm.